Molecule: messenger RNA, 1622 nt
Organism: Papaver somniferum (opium poppy)
Lineage: Eukaryota; Viridiplantae; Streptophyta; Magnoliopsida; Ranunculales; Papaveraceae
Product: RHOMBOID-like protein 13
Exons: 1
Coding region: 348-1163 (271 amino acids)
Cellular component (GO): membrane
Molecular function (GO): serine-type endopeptidase activity
Source: RefSeq, a predicted model, not a curated record
GAAGAAAACAGUUCUAGAACCGACUGGAAAGCGAUCUCUUCGUAAAACCCUAGUCGAUCUUCAAUUUCAGAUCCCAUCAGGUAAGAUUCUUCUUUCAGCUAUCGAAAUUCCUGCAAAAAAUUUCACAUUUAUGUCUGUUGAUGAUUUGAAUGGUGUAAUUUGAGCUUCAUAUGUGUGUAAUUUCAUAUACUGUGAUUCAAGAAACUUCUUAGGGCAUCUGAUUUGGUUCAUAUAUCUUGAAAUAGGGAAGAAACUGUAGAAUAAAGUUUCAAUUGUGAUUGAAACAGUUGGAUUUGCACUUUGUAGAAUUUGGAUUGAGGUUAAAACCCUAGAUUUUUAGGGUGAAAAUGGGGAAGCCACUGUUUUAUGAGAUUUGGGAAAAACCAGCCACAAGUUGUAUAAUAGGGAUAUGUAGUGCAAUUUGGUUUUAUAUUCAGAAGAAAAACAUUGGGUAUUCACAUGUUGGUUUGAAUUAUGAUUCGGCAUUAGAAGGGCACCAUUGGAGGAUUAUAACAUCGGCAUUUUCACAUAUAAGUGUUAUUCAUUUGGUUUUCAAUAUGAGUGCACUUUGGAGUCUUGGGGUGGUGGAGAGUUUGGAUGUGAUGGGGCUGGGUGUUGAGUUUUAUCUUCAUUAUACACUUGUUCUGGUUGUGUUGUCGGGAGGUUUGGUUUUGGGGACUUAUCAUGUUUUGAUUCAGAGGUUUAAGUUGGAAUAUUUUCGGAGAGUUACCGCUGUUGGGUAUUCUUGUGUUGUAUUUGGGUGGAUGACGAUAUUAGCUGUUAAACAACCAUCGUCCAAGCUUAAUUUGUUUGGGGUUCUGUCACUUCCUAUCAGUUUUGCGCCUUUUGAAUCGCUGAUAUUUACUUCGAUAAUGGUGCCACAAGCAAGCUUUCUUGGUCAUUUGUCGGGGAUUAUUGUCGGGUACUCUAUUGGAUGGGGUUUGAUACACGGGAUGAAUAAUUACUGGGCUAUUACAAUGCUGGGAUGGAUUGUAUUUAUUUUUGUGUUCAGUUUGAAGAAAUCUGGCACUUUUGAUUUUGAGUUUAUUGAAAUUGAAUCUGUUGCGGAUUCUUCGUUUCCUUCUGUGGGUUUUGUUGCAGCUGGAAAUGGUAGAACGCUACAGAUGGGUGCAGUACCACUGGCUGGUUCCGAACUUGUCUGAUUUGUGAUGAAAAAAUAUGCAACUUUCUUUGCGUAAGAAAUCAAUACAACUGUAAAUCACUUGCGUAUUGGGAAUUUUAAAGCAAAAAACAGUAAGGUUACUAUUAUUUUCCCUGUGAGGUAUGAAAUUUCGGACUUGUUCCAAAUUCUAAUGCUUUGUGCAGGUUUUUUAGUACCAGUUGUUUCAUUCCACUGGAAAACCCUAUAGGGUAACGAAGACGGUGUCUUAGCUUACAUAUUUGAACUUAUGAGAUGCAUCAGUUUUGUACUUGGCAUGUUUGAAUAAGUUCAUUUUAGACUUAUAGUAGAUGUAGUGAAAAUAACUUGUGCAGUUGUGCUUCUGUUAUACCAUAUGAAAUGUACCAGCUUCAGGAAAAAUCCGCCGUAUGAGCUUGGCUUCAAAGUUAGAUUGUAGCAGCAAUUAUGGUUUGAGCUGAGUAAUUUCUUCUUGUUGUUUUUU